AUUGUCAGUAGUGCUGUGCCGAUAGUGUGGAAUGCAAAUCCUUUUUCCAAGAUUAUCACUGUGGAAGGAGUUUUCUUUCAAUUUUCUUUUCCUGCAUUUAACGUGAUUUCAAGUUAUUCAUUAUGGCGAAAGAACUUAUUUCUUUCGUUGAGACUACUGUAAAUUCAGAAUCAUCUUUUUUAAAUCACAUUAGUCAAGAAAUUUGGAAAAAUCCCGAGUUGAAAUUUGAAGAAACUUUUGCUCAUGAUUUGUUAGUCAAAGUGCUAAAAGAAAAAAGAUUUACGGUUCAGGAACAUUAUGUAAUGCCCACAGCGUUCCGAGCAGAGUUUCAAUCCAAAGUGCCAGGACCUACAGUUGUGGUAAUAUGUGAGUAUGAUGCUCUUCCAAGGAUUGGCCAUGCUUGUGGCCAUAACUUAAUUGCAGAAUCUGGUUUAGGAGCAGGGCUUGCUAUAAAAACUGCAAUGGAGAAAAAUCCUAACAUCCCAGGAAAGGUUGUUGUUUUGGGAACUCCUGCUGAAGAAGGAGGUGCUGGUAAAAUAACAUUGCUUAGUGCUGGUGCCUUUGAAGGUGUCGAUGCAGCACUAAUGGUUCAUCCUGGUCCACUGGAUCAUUUAUAUACUCCAUUUAUAGGAGUUUCAAGAGCAACUGUACAGUUUAAUGGUAAGGAAGCUCAUGCUUCAGGUUACCCCUGGGAUGGCGUAAAUGCACUGGAUGCUGCAGUUGCCUGUUACACAAACUAUUCUCACUUACGUCAACACAUCAAGCCUGAUUGCAGAAUUCAUGCCAUUAUUACCAAGGGUGGUGAUGCUCCUAAUGUGAUUCCUGGACAUACUGAAUUGAAAGUACAUUGUAGAUCUGCAACUACAAAAGACUUGGAAAAUUUAAAUAAAAAAGUUGCUGCUUGUGCUGAAAGUGCUGCAAUUGCUACUGGAUGUACUUACAAAAUUAUUCCUGAUAAAGAGCCAGCUUAUGAAAGCUUAAUGACAAAUUCGGUUCUUGCUGAAAGAUAUAAAAAAUAUGCUGAACACUUUGGAGUCAAGUUCUGUGAUUCAAAUCCCAAAGCAAUCCCAUUCAUGGCAUCAUCAGACAUGGGCAAUGUCUCGCAUGUUGUUCCAAGUAUUCAUCCUACUUACUCUAUCGGCACAACAGCUGUCAAUCACUCAGUAGGCUUCACGGAAGCAUCAGGAGCCCCUGAAGCUCAGCCUGCUACGCUCAUCACAGCCAAAGCUAUGGCAUUACUUGCUCUAGAUGUUUUGCUGGAUAAAGAAUUUCUAAGCGAAGCUAAAAGACGAUUUCAGAAAGACCUCAAGGAAGACAAAGGGGAGGAAUAGGCAUUGAAAAGAAAGGUUUGCUGUAAAAUUAGUCAUAUUUUAUACUAGUGAAAGGUCGUUUGGUUCGCCUGUAUAUUAAUGGGUGAUGAAUUUCUCGCCAAUUUACUAUGUUAAUUUGUCCACCCAUGUUAUGAUAAUUUACUCGUCCAUGUUAUGACAAUUUAGUAUUCCAUGUUAUGAUGAUUCGCUUGGUAAAAUGCUCUUGAAAUUGGAAUAGAAAAGAACAAAAUUGAAUUUUCGAAAAAUCACUUCGAGGUGCUCACUGCUAUGCUACAAAUUUUGUGCCAAAUUUAAUGAAAAUCAGCCGAACAGUCUAGGCGCUAUGCGCGUAGCAGAGAUCCAGAAACACAGAC
Messenger RNA from Uloborus diversus, 1684 nucleotides. RefSeq names its product xaa-Arg dipeptidase-like. NCBI's taxonomy places the organism in Eukaryota, Metazoa, Arthropoda, Arachnida, Araneae, Uloboridae. The transcript is spliced from 6 exons. The record is from RefSeq and is a predicted model, not a curated record. The coding region runs from base 123 to 1331 and encodes 402 amino acids. Gene Ontology annotation, molecular function: dipeptidase activity.